AUGUCCGCUGCUCGUUUGCCUUGUGAAAGAUCGUAUUUGGUCUCUGCUCCUGGAAAGGCUAUUAUUUUUGGUGAACACGCUGUUGUUUAUGGAAAGAGUGCAAUCGCUGCCAGCAUUGAUCUAAGAACAACUGCAACUAUCCGUCCUAUAUCCGACUUUAUUACUCUGAGUCUGCCUGAUUUGGAUUUUGUGUUCAAGUGGUCUGUUUUAUUGUUUAAUGAAAUACCACAUGCCACUUUAUUACCCUUGAAAAUUCAGCAUGAUUCUUUGAAUAUGAUGAUGUCCAUGCUUCCUGCAACCUGCUCUGAAGUGGUUAAACAAUCUGCAUCUGCAUUCUUGACACUCUACACGCAAAUAUGUCAUGUUCGGUCUGGAUUCCACUUGGAUGUGACCUCUGCAUUACCCAUUGGUGCCGGAUUGGGCUCAUCUGCGUCAUUCAGUGUCUGCGUAGCUUCAUUGCUUUUACUUUUUUCUGGGACUAUUCAGAUGCCCAUUACUGCUACAGAUCAGUUUUCUUCUCAUGAUCUGAAUCUGAUCAAUAACUGGGCAUUUAUUUCUGAAAAAGUCAUUCAUGGAAACCCAUCUGGUGUUGAUAACUCUCUGUGCACUUUUGUUUGCCAAGCUUAUUUCAAAUCUCUUGUAGGUGGUGCACGUGUAUAUACAAAACUAGAAGGCAUUCAAGAACUAAAAGGAUUUCCACAGCUCGAAUUCAUUUUGACCAACACAACUGUUCCAAAAAGCACCAAGCACGAAGUAGAAAAAGUCCGACUUCGUCGUGAGAAAUUUCCAUAUAUUGUUAAUUCUUUAUUGGACUCCAUUCAAGCCAUCUCGGAUUGCUGUACCUCAGCAUGCCUAAAAAAUGAUCAAAACACAAUUACAUUAUUGGACUUGAUCGAGCAAUUUGAAGUUCUUGUUGAUAUGAAUCAGUCUAUCUUAGUGGGGCUUGGGGUCAGCCAUCCCAAACUGGAGUUGAUUCGACUGAUUACUAGUCAACACGGUCAUCGUUCCAAGCUGACAGGAGCAGGUGGAGGUGGAUGUGCCUUGACCAUAAUUCGACCAGGUACAACUGAAAAAGAUAUAUCAACUCUUUGUGAUGCUCUUGAAUGCGAGGGAUUCCAGUGCUUUCGAGCACAAGUUGGAUGUAAAGGAGUUCAAGCUUGUUUAAUCGAAUAA
Batrachochytrium dendrobatidis JAM81 is the source of this 1173-nucleotide messenger RNA. RefSeq names its product mevalonate kinase. The record is from RefSeq and is a predicted model, not a curated record. Gene Ontology annotation, cellular component: cytoplasm; cytosol. Lineage: Eukaryota; Fungi; Chytridiomycota; Chytridiomycetes; Rhizophydiales. The coding region runs from base 1 to 1173 and encodes 390 amino acids. Gene Ontology annotation, biological process: isopentenyl diphosphate biosynthetic process, mevalonate pathway; isoprenoid biosynthetic process; ergosterol biosynthetic process. The transcript is spliced from 9 exons. Gene Ontology annotation, molecular function: mevalonate kinase activity; ATP binding.